Messenger RNA from Paramecium sonneborni, 348 nucleotides. Lineage: Eukaryota; Ciliophora; Oligohymenophorea; Peniculida; Parameciidae. The record is from the annotation of a GenBank genome assembly.
AUGACUCCUAUAAUAAAUGUUCAAUUUAAACUAAUAAUAAAAAUUGUAUUCAGUACAAUAACUAUUGCCAACUAGUAAUAAAUGGAAGUUGUGAUGACAUAACAGAAUCUGGACUUGAUCAUACUUAAUUUUAAGCCUAUUAUGAGAUAUGUAAAUCCCUAUCUGAUGGUAAUGGUUGUUAGGAUUAUAAACCAAAACGUGAGUUUUAUCCAGGAACAACAUGAGCUUGCAUAAAAUCAUAAGCGAGAAAAUAUUUAAUAAAUUAGCAUAAUAUUCAGAUUACAGUUGUAAUAUAGUUAAUUGUUAUAAAUCAGCAGGAGGAGAAUGUAUAGGAUGUACAAACAGUGA